UCGCCUCUCCUUGACUGGAGCGAUGCCUAAAGGCGACAAGCAGCGCCUCCCAGGGCGCGCCAAGGAGAGACUUCAUGUCCCAGCAGCCAGCAGGGCGGACCUCCGGUCACGUGGGGCCUGCGCCUGUCCAAUAGGGUCUCUCUGAGACCGGGAGUUGGUGUUUCCCCGGCCGGCGAAGGCUCUGGGAUGGCGUUCGUGCUGCUGAAGUGCUGCGGCCGGAGGGCGGCCUGCCUUCCGCGGCGGCUGCACUGGGAGCCCGAGGCUGGUCACUUGGAAAACCAUGCUUGUUCUAGCUGCACGUCCCUGAGGCUAAUAAAUCAUACGAAUACUCAUUUUAAAUAUUGCACUAGCAUCUCCCCUGUUUACAUUUGCUCUUCAAGGAAUGGUUAUAUUGGGACUGAAGGACCAGAAAAAAGGAACUUUACAGCACUGAGAGCACUUGACUUGUCGUCACUGUCCCCUCAUAGUGGCACUGUCACUUCUUCCUUUAUUUGGGGAUGUCAUUAUCUUCCAGUACGGAAGUGGCAUUCUUCACAAUCUUGUUAUGAUGACUCUAUGAUAGAAAAAUCCUUGAAGACUCUCAAGGAUAAAAAUAAGAAAUUGGAAGAAGGAGGACCUGUAUAUAGCCCAACUGUAGAAGAAAAUAUAGUCAAAAAGUCACUUGGACAGAGGAUUGUUGAUGAACUAAAGCAUUAUUAUCAUGGCUUUUGGUUGUUAUGGAUUGAUACAAAGAUUGCUGCGAGGAUGCUCUGGCAAAUUCUUCAUGGCAACACUUUAUCUCGCCGAGAACGAAGACAGUUUCUUCGCAUAUGUGCUGAUCUUUUCCGAUUGGUUCCUUUCCUCGUCUUUGUUGUUGUUCCAUUCAUGGAAUUUCUGCUUCCUGUAGCCUUAAAGCUGUUCCCUGGUAUGCUUCCCUCAACAUUUGAGACAAAGUCUAAGAAGGAGGAAAGAUUGAAGAAAGAACUAAGAGUGAAACUUGAAGUGGCUAAAUUUCUUCAAGAUACCAUAGAAGAGAUAGCUUUAAAAAAUAAAGCUGCCAAAGGGAAUGCAACAAAAGAUUUUUCAACCUUCUUUCAAAAGAUCCGUGAAACUGGUGAAAGACCAAGCAAUGAAGAAAUUUUACGAUUCUCUAAACUCUUUGAAGAUGAAUUAACUCUUGAUAAUCUCACAAGACCUCAGCUUGUUGCUCUUUGUAAACUGCUAGAACUUCAAUCAAUUGGGACCAAUAACUUUCUUCGCUUCCAGCUUAUAAUGAAGCUGAGGUCUAUCAGAGCAGAUGAUAAAUUGAUAGCUGAGGAAGGUGUGGAUAGCCUAACAGUUAAAGAGCUACAAGCAGCUUGUCGAGCAAGAGGUAUGAGAGCACUUGGCGUAACAGAAGAUCGUUUAAAGGAGCAGCUUAAGCAGUGGUUAGAUUUGCAUCUGAAUCAAGAAAUUCCAACCUCACUGCUUAUUUUAUCCAGAGCAAUGUACCUUCCAGAUACGCUGUCACCAGCUGACCAGCUUAAAACAACUCUGCAAACACUACCUGAGAGUGUGGCCAAAGAAGCCCAGGUGAAAGCAGCAGAAGUGGAAGGAGAAAAAGUUGACAAUAAAGCUAGACUGGAAGCAACCCUCCAGGAGGAAGAAGCUAUUAAGAAAGAAAACCAAGAAAAGGAAUUGGAAAGGCUUUCAGAUGCAGCUGAGAAAGCUAAAGAGACCCUUCAAGUUGCUGAGAGGAAAGAGGUGGAGUCCACAAUAGAUCUUGAUCCUUCUGCUGUACAUAUCAAAAAAAGCCAGAUAGAUAUUGAAGCUGAGCAAGAACUGGCAAAGGUGGAUUUAACACUUCAUUCAGAAACACUGAAAGAUACAGCUCCAGUACUGGAAGGCAUUAAGGGUGAAGAAAUAACCAAAGAAGAAAUUGACUUGCUAAAUGAUGCUUGUACCAAACUGAAGGAGCAGAAGAAAUCCCUAACAAAGGAAAAAGAAGAACUUGAGGAUCUCAGAGAUGAUGUGCAGGAAUACAGUGAGGAUUUGCAAGAGAUUAAAGAACUGUGUAAGACUGGAGAAGAGGAAAUAGUUGAAGAAUCUAAAGCAAGCAAGAGACUCACUAAAAGAGUGAACCGAAUGAUUGGUCAGAUUGACAAAAUUAUCCAGGAAUUAGAGACGGAUCAAAAAGUGGUGGACGGACAGUUGGAUAGUGGUACUACUCCUCCUAUUGGAUUGUGUUUCCCAUUUAGGGAGAAUCUCAUCAGUAUCAAUGAGCUUAUUAAUGUGAUGAAACAUAUCCAAAAGAUACCAGAAAGCAAACUGAACAGGCUUGCAGAAGCACUGGAUGAGAACAAAGAUGGAAAAAUAGAUAUUGAUGAUGUUGUGAAGGUGGUAGAACUGAUUGACAAGGAAGACAUUGAUAUUUCUACUAACCAAGUAGCAGAGAUCAUGUCACUGUUGCAAAAGGAAGAAAAACUAGAAGAGAAAGAGAAGACUAAAGAAAAAGCUGAGAAGGAAGCUCUGGAGGUGAAGAAUUAGUCUUUCUAAGAUUACAGGCACAUCUUCUAUAUUUUGUCUGGCAUUUAUGAGAAGAGGAACAUCAAUCAUCUCUUGGCAAGUCGGAAAGAGUCUCCAGUGAAAAACAGAUCAUUUCAUCUCAACAAGAGCAAUUUGGAGCUUCGAAUGCUGUGGUGAUUCAGUUGACUCUUGAAUGUAAAUUAGGGCAUUUUCUUGCAUUCUUCAAAGAGUAAGGAACUUCUUUUAAAAAUAAGGUGUUUACUUGGCAUGUAUUUUAUUCUCUUCUACUUGGUAAAGACAUGAAAAGUUGUACACAGUAUAAAGUUCUAGUUUAAAAACCACCCAAAAGAUUUCUGAAGUCCUAUCUAAAAAUAUUGUCAGGUGUCGAGAAGAGCAUGUGUGUUCCUACUGAAAGUGCCAUGGCUGCCCUAGGAUAUCAUACAGCCUAGACCAGGCCUGUACAACCUGUGGCUCCAACUACCGGAAGCCCUAGCCAGCUUGUCCAAUGGUCAGAAAUUCUGGGAGUAGAGGCAGCCGAGGCAGGACCUGGACUAACAAUUGUAGAAGUAUCAUGUUCAGUUAUUUUUUACACAUAAUAAAACCCCUCAACCACUAUUUUAAUUAUUGAUUUUUCCAGUUACUGAGCACUACAUUAUGGUCCUCCAGGAAAGCAAAUAUAAAAGUGAAUGCAGUUAAUACUCAGGAAAUGAAUUCCUCACAUUCUUCCCAUCACCCCAGUUUGUCCCUUCCAGCCUCUUUCCCUCCAUCAGUGAUAAAAUGUCUUAUAAAGAACAUAGCAGAUCACAAUACAACCAUUAGUUCCAACAGCGGCCUCUGUGAGCAAUCUUCUCUUCCCUGUUGGGAAGGUGGCCAUUCGGAAUUUAUCAGGCAGAGUCAUAAGCUUUUUAAACCAUUCGGGAUAGAGGUGAGGGUGAAAGUAAUGCUUUUGGAGAUGUGCCAACUAAAUCAUUUUCAGUUUUCUCUUUGCAAUUUUUUUUGUUGCACAAGAGACCUUUUUAAAUUUGUUUGGGCAUACAGGAGCAGGGAAUUGGUUCCAGGACCUCCAGCAGUGACAGCGAAGGAGGUUGAGUCCCACUCCUUUGAUGGAAUCCUCAACCUCCCUGACAACUGCUUCUGAUUCUCUUUCCACUUCCUCUCCUUGCACACAUCCGUGUCCUAAUCUUUCUGCUUCUCUUCUUCCUUGCAUGAGUCCAUGGCCCAUCCUCCCUGAAAACUGCUUCCUGAUCUUCUGGUUUUUUUUCCCCCUGCGUGUGUGCCACAGCCUCCCUUCCCCACCUCGCCCCACUAACCACCUCCCAGUCUUCAUCUCUCUCCCUCUCUCUCUCUCUCUCUCUCUUCCCCACUCCAGCCUAGUGGCUUCCCUAGCGGGAGGUGCUGCAGAAAAUAAUAUCUGCAAUUGUUUUAUUAUUAUUUUUGAUACAUGUUUGAUUUCAUCUGUGAAGACAGAACCCACAGAUAAGGAAAGCCCACUGUGUUUAAUCCUGGGAAAUGUGUGUUUUCAAAACAGCACAUUGCAUCUUUCAAAUUUAAACAAAAAGGAGACAAGACUUCUCUCCCAAAUGUUUCUACAUGAAAUGUCUAAUACAUGGAAAAUGACGGAAAAAAGUGAACUAUUCUUUGGUUUGUUGAGGUAUUUUAAAUAGUGGAAGUCAAAGUAUCUAUAUACUGACCAUGGUUAUCCUUUGGUUUUCAUCUUCGAUACAGAAUACAAAAAUUAUCUUUCAGUGCCUUACUCACUGCAAGAUUAGUAAAUGUGGUCACAUUAGUAGACAGAUUGUUUUAUGUUGUCAUUGACUUUUUUGAUUACUUUAUUUGUUCCUAUUUUUUGAGAGUAGCAAGUGGUAACUUAAAUAUUAAACAGGCCUUUAAGUCACAGUUGGGAAUUGUUUGGUCCUCUGUUAUUGGAUUCCAAGUCGCAUUAUCCCUCACUGAUCAGAAUGCUUCAGAACGUUCUAAUACCUGUUCUUUAAUUCCCAGUGCAAUUAAAGGAUACUACUCUCAAGUCUAUUCCUCAGACAAUAAAUAAUGUUUAAAUCAACUCAAUUCUAAAUCCUUUUUUACAAACUCCAUAGUUUUGCAUCAUUUUGCACAAGAACCCUUUGAAUUCAACUCAAUUUUUUUAAAUUUCCAAGUUUCUUUUUGUAUUUGUAUAUGUAUUUGGCAGAUUAUCUGCUUUAAAUUUGAAUCGCAGGCAGCUUUAUUAUUAGGAGAGACGUAAUUUGCUGCUGUAAAACCUAUACAUUUUGUUGAAUCUCAAAAACAUUGCAGAGUAAUUAGUAAAUACGUUUGUAGCUGAAUUUGGAACUGAAAUGUCAGUUUAUAGGAACCCAGAGGCAGUAGGGUACAUUACCAUAGGAUACAUGGUAUGGACUAUGACUAUUACUGAAUUGCUUUCAAUCAUGUGUUCUCCUGUGUAAAAUGAGCAAAAGGGAUCAAAGCUCAGGUACUUUGCAUUUUGGAUUAAGGAAUAUAGUUUGUAGUGGGUAGCAUUGUUUUUAACUGAAUGUUAUUACAGUAACACUGGGACUAGGUGCAUAUUAAAAAGGACAUUUGUGAAAUAUUUGUAUGGAAGGCAUUUUUAUAGAGGAUUUUUAAUUAACAGAUUUCCACUUAAAUCAUAUGUCAGAUACUAGAUUGAUACCUUUGAAUUAUAUCAGUGUUGAGAUUGAACAGGAAUUUCAUGACUAAGAUAUUGGAAAAGUUGUAUCUGUUCUUUGUCUAUAUAAAUUGUGUAUGAAUAACUUGAAACUAGCAAGUGAUUCACAUGAUUAUCUACAGACUUUUCAAGUUCCCCUUUAGCUUAAAGUUGUCUAGUAUGAAAUAGUAACAGUAUUCUGUAUCGAGGAAUGAGAUCCUGAAGUUAGGUUUAGAAUGUUUUUUCCAAAUAUAAUAAACUCACACAGAAUUGUCUUGAAUCUCAACAUAUUUUUUCCAUUUCUAUUCUUAGCAAAGGGAACCUAUUGUAAUCACAGUGUUGUCAAUAAGAAAAUUAGGCUUGGAAGUCUUCUCAAUCCAACUUGCUGCCCACUUCUCACCACCUAGAAGUAGUGGUGAGAAUGGGCAUUAGAAAUUGUGGAUCUUUCAGUAAAACCAUUGGUGUAGCAACGGGUCAGUCUAAACUCUUUUCCACAGGAGGAAGGAAAUAUGUUGUUCACUUAUCCAUCUGGUCAGGUUUUAAUAGACAUGGGGAAGGAGUAGUUGCAUCUGGGAGUGCUGUUUAAAGAGUACUACGGUAGUAUGCAAAGGGGUAGGGGAAAACCUUAAUGUGUAAAUACUUUGAGGCACACACUUGACAUUUGUUCUUUAUUCAGGUCUAUGAUACAGAAGGGGCAGAUGUAUAAUGAGUGCAAACUAUUUUUGUUUUCUGUGAGAUUUGCAACAUAAUAUACACCAGCUAUUAAAUACAUUUGUUUUUUCAAAAAAUGCAAACAUUUUCUGGUGGAGGUUGUUUUUCAGCAGAAAGGUGUAGCCCAAGAUUCAUAAUCAGAUGUAGCACAGCAAAUCAUGUGCAAUGGAUAGUAUCCACACCUGAAACAUUCAAAUAGUCAUUUUCAGGUUAUGGUUUUCAAGUGAGAAUAAUAUUCUUGAUUGUGAUAAUAUGGAAGGAAGGCAGUGAUGUGAUUAAUCUCAGUAGUUUGUAUUGCACAGACUGUCGGAUGGCAGCUGGUUUCACUGCCACUUGAAAGAUCAGCAGUUUAUUCCACUGCUGAUCUUUCAGCAUUUCUGCUCUUAGAGAUAACGUUCCCAGGAUGAUUUUUUUUGAGGAGGUGUGGGAUCAUGGACUACCUCUUUUGAGGUACAUGCAUUGUAAUUCAUACACCUUGUCUGUUGCCUGUUCUGUAGUUGCGUAUACUUUUUGUCUCAGAACAUGUCCCAAAUGUCUGCAUGUUGGAAGGAAAGUUCUUUUUUUAUAUUGAGCUUCACAUUGAGCAGCUUGCAGUGAGGUUCCAAGACCCUCUCAAAUGUCCUGGUGCUUUUUGAAAAUCACUAUCCUGGUGAGGUGUAAAACAUUCAAUUAAAAAGCAAAUUAAAGAAAGAAAAAGUGUUUGAAGAAGUGUCCAGUCCCUUGCCAUGGCUUAAGGCUCUUUGUAUUGCUGAUUUGCCACAGCAAGUGAAGGAAGAGUGUCAGCCAGAGAGAGAGAUUUUUAAUAUUUUUCAUUUGUCAUUUGGAUGUUCUGUUGUGGUUUACGAUUAGGUGAUACUAGGAAUAUUUUCAGGAAAUGUGAUACACUCCAUUGUUUGAUCCAUAGGAGGAUGGCAGAGGGACCCCCCUCUCCUGGAAAUAUGCUGGCACUUGUAACUUUUAGUCUGGAAAAGUAUAGUUGCCUUUCAAUUUCCAGGUAGGAGAUGAUCAAGAAAUGAAUCCACAUUCGCAAAAUUGGGUGGCAGGCAUCAGACUAACAAAGGCACAUCACACAAAUCGUGUGAAUUCUAAUGUGCCAUGCCACUUUUUUCUAGAAUACUCUUCUCUGGAAAAAAAAGAUUUGUACUAUCAUGAGUUGUACAAAAUAUGUAUAUGUUUAAAUUUAACUAUACUAAUUAUGUUCUUUAUGUGUAUUUUUUAUCUAAGGUUAAAGUAUACAAAGUACCAUAUUGUUAAAUAAAAAAGCUUUAUUCUGCUUUAUUUCUUCAAUUUGAAUUAUAAAGAAAACAACACCCAGGCAUUUUGGUGAAUAUACCAUUUCAAGUGCAAUAAAAAAGUAAUCAUUUUAAUCAUUUAGCCUUGCAUUUUUAGAAUUGCUUUAAUGUUAUUCCAUCUUGUUGACUUUGUUGCUGCAUUAUAAAGCCUGCUUAUUGCAACGUGAACCAUUUAAGUUUCACUGUGCAUGUGUGGUGUGAUUUAAUAGCAAGAGAGCAAUCGGUUUUGGUGAUUAUUCAUGCAAAGAAUCCCAUGGUGGUGCUGAGCAUGCUUGAAAUGUCAUCUAUGUGAAUAGUCACGCCUUCAUUUUGUGAGCAUUUGUUCCAGGUCAGUUUACCUAUUUCAGAAUAAAAUAUUCCAUAACAAAUUGUCACACAACAGUUUUUGUCAAUAUACCAAAUGUAAACACAAGAGAUAAAAUAAUACAACUGGAGCUGUAUUGCUGUAUUAAAUCCAGACUGGUUCUGUAUAGACAAAAAGUCUUGCUCAGCUACAAUAAAAGAUAAUAUCUUUCUUUGCAA
Anolis carolinensis (green anole) is the source of this 7665-nucleotide messenger RNA. It is a transcript of the gene letm1, whose product is annotated as leucine zipper and EF-hand containing transmembrane protein 1. The record is from RefSeq and is a predicted model, not a curated record. NCBI's taxonomy places the organism in Eukaryota, Metazoa, Chordata, Lepidosauria, Squamata, Anolidae. Gene Ontology annotation, cellular component: mitochondrial inner membrane. The coding region runs from base 187 to 2505 and encodes 772 amino acids. Gene Ontology annotation, molecular function: calcium ion binding; ribosome binding. Gene Ontology annotation, biological process: intracellular monoatomic cation homeostasis. The transcript is spliced from 14 exons.